Peronospora matthiolae is the source of this 510-nucleotide messenger RNA. NCBI's taxonomy places the organism in Eukaryota, Oomycota, Peronosporomycetes, Peronosporales, Peronosporaceae. The record is from the annotation of a GenBank genome assembly.
AUGACGGUGGAUUGGUCGGUCAAGGACAUCAAGGCACUUGCUUUCAGUUCUCAAGGGAUAGAAGUGAAGCAUCCGACGAAGGUCCGACAUGCUCGCACUGAGAAGGAAGCAUGGGGACCACUACGCGACUACUACAACAAGACAAACCUUCAGAAUCGAGUACCAAUGACACGUUUAUUGCACGAAUUUCGCAUGCAUGAGGGAGGCGACAUGGUGAGCCACCUUGGCCGUUUUGAUGAGCUUUUUCUGAGUAUGGAGGCGGUGGGCGAUGCCAUGGACGAAGCACGCCAGAUGACAGUUCUGCUGAGUAGCAUACCGGCAAAGUACGAGAUGAUUGUGUUCACUAAUGAAAAUCUCGCGGGUGUGACGAUGGUAAAUGUGAAAGAAAAAGCUGUUGAAGGAGCACAAGAAGAAGUAGCAGCAAGAGGUAUCGAAGGAGCUUUCCACGUUGGUCGUGGGGGACAUAAACAGGAUCGUGGUCGUGUAGUGCGCCAAAAACGUGGUGCAUAA